Messenger RNA from Chlamydomonas reinhardtii, 5805 nucleotides. RefSeq lists its product as uncharacterized. The record is from RefSeq and is a predicted model, not a curated record. The coding region runs from base 751 to 4881 and encodes 1376 amino acids. Lineage: Eukaryota; Viridiplantae; Chlorophyta; Chlorophyceae; Chlamydomonadales; Chlamydomonadaceae. The transcript is spliced from 13 exons.
CCGAUGGCGCUUUUUGAGCCAUUACCGUGGACAGGCUGCACAGUCGAUCAUUCGAACGGCAGUCUUCUGAGUCUUCCAUGCAGCCGAUAACCGUUUGUCAGCGCGUAUCGCCAGUACAUUCAAUUGGCCCCCCGGCUACAAGUGCUGCAAGUCCCGGACGCAAAGCAAAAGCAAAUCGAGCAGCAGGCGACGACUUGUCAUGCAAGCAGGAAGUUAGGCAGAACCUCGGUGCUCGAGCGACCGUUUUGCAAGCAUUCAAAGCCAUAAGUAUUAUUUCACCGUCCUGUGUUUCAAGGUGCGGGAGCAUUACCACGUUCCGCGUGUAGCGUGCCGGGUACGCAGUCCGCGUCAGUCGCGGGUUUCUUUCGUCCUCUCCACCCGCCUGGCGUCCUCCCCCAUCGAUUCUGCUCCAUUCAGUAGAGAACGGCAAUCUACGUCGUUCUAGCGAUAAAUCAGCCGCGACUGGCUUUCAUGUUCUGUCGCUGACAAUUUCGAAUCCGACUCGGUUCCGACCGACCGCGUUUCGCCUCCUGUGGCCGGAGAGGACCACAGCCCAAUUACUGUACUCUGACUUGACUCUUUGACCCUUACUAGCGCUACAGGACUCGACCGGACCCACACUCCGACCUGCCAGAAGUCCGCGGCCUCAAUUUCUCGGUUUCGCGACGACACACGUUUUGGCAGCCGAGCCGACAGGACUCGUGGACACAAUGUCGAAUUGAGAGCCAACAGCAAGGCCCAGCAGCCGAAAUGCCGAGCAGUGCGUUCAAGAAUGGCGCACCAUGGACGGAGGAAGAGGACUCGCUGCUCGCCAAGUACCAGGCAAUUUACGGCAACAAGUGGGCGUCUGUGAGCCAACAUAUUCCUGGUCGAACCGGCCAGUCGUGCGCCCAGCGCUGGCGGCACAAGGUCAACCCAAAUAUUGUCAAGGAUAAAUGGACAACCGACGAGGACAGCAAACUAACCCAGCUUGUGGCCGAGCAUGGCAUUGGGAAAUGGGCAACGGUUGCCCGGCACCUGCCAGGCCGCACCGACCAGCAAUGCAUGGGCCGGUGGAGGCGGCACCUGGACCCUAACAUCCGCAAGGAUGCCUGGAGUGCGGAGGAGGACGCGCUGCUGCAGCGGCUGUAUGAGGAGCUGGGCACGGCGUGGUCGUGCAUCUCAAAGCAGAUCGCCAACCGCACGCCACAGCAAUGCCGCGGGCGGUGGUGCAUCCUGUCCGGCCUAGGCAAAAACAAGAUGCCAAGCCCCGCUGCGCCGCAAACGCCGCACCCGGAGCGCGGCCGCCUACGGAAGAGCACCGGCGCCAUCGCAGUUGCAGCCUUCCCGUCCGCCCGACACGAGCAGGCGCCUCCUCUGCAGCAGCCGCCGGCCGGUCAGGCCUGCCCCUCCACCAUCACACGACGCGGCGCUGUCACGGAGCUGCCGGCCCUUCCCGCCUCGGCCUGUGGGCCCAGGCUGUGUGAGGCGCCGACUGUACAGCAGGCGCGGCGGACACGCGCGGCUGCGCGCAUCAGUACAGCGGCAGGCAUGGAGCCGCUCUCAGCUGGGGGUGGCGAGGAGCAGGGGGGCGCGGCAGCUGGCGCCCUGGCGCCGCGGACGCAACCGCGGCUGGCACGGCAUCGCACCCGCCUCGGUGGCGUGCGUGAGGCCGAGGGUGGUGCGGCGCCGGUCACGUCAGAGGAGCAGGAGAGCCAUGGCAGGCAGCCCGGUCCAGAAGGGGAGGACGAGGAGCCCGCGCCUUCGGCCACGGAGGAUGAGUCAGAGGGCCAGGAGGUGCAGGACGCAUCGGACUGCCAGGAGGACGACGUCAACGGCAACACCCGUACUCGCCGCGGCCGACUAGUGCUUGGGCGGCGGCUGGUGUCCUUCCGCACAGGGCCACGCAACACCGUCCGGCGCCCCUCCAGCCGGCUCACCGCCACGGCCACCAUGAUCACAUCCCCGGGCGCCCGCGCCGCCUCCGCCGCUGCCCGGCCCGCUGCCAACCGUGUCAGCGCUGCUGCCGCCGCCGUGGCGUUGUUGUCGCCACCGCGCGGCGCCCUCGCCCUGGCUCUGUGUGAUGACGAGGACGAGGAGGCGAUGCUGAGGGGCCUGCUUGAUGACGAGGACGACCUGCCGCCCCCACCCCUGCCGGGGCCGCCGUCGGCCGCCACCAAUGCGCAGUCGCCUCAGGGCGAGGCCGGCAGCGACCAGCGGCUCCACACGCCGGCCGCCGACGACCAGCCGGUGCGCGCGCUGCGGCCUGCAACUGGGGCCGCUGCAGGUGCUUCAGCUGCCGCGGCGGCGGCGGGGGCGGCGGACGACCAAGGUGUGGAGCGCCUUCGCAGCGGUUCUGAGGCCGGUGUCCCAACUGGCUCCGCAGGGGCGCCAUGCCGCGGAAGCCACCGCCGCGCGGCCAGCCAGCCAGAGACUCGCGUCGAUAGCAAGAUGGCCUGCGGUAUCAGCUUGUGGGCUGCAGAGGCGGAGGCGGAGGGACUUCCGGAUGUGCCGACGCGCAAGACCCGCAGUGGCCGCGUCUACCACCUGUCCUCCUCCAGCACCUGCACUAACACCAGUGCCUGCGGCUCGCAGCGGCGGCGAAACCGACCGUCGCCGACCGGGCCGCCUGACACCGCCGCCACCAGCACCAAGGACGAGGCCGCGCCGUCAAGCACGCCUGUCGCAGAAAUGGCAGUGCUAGCGCUUGAAGUGACAGUGGCCGCAGCCGGAGCGGGGCCCUCAAACGCAGCCGUCUCGGGUGGGCCGUCCACCACUGCCAUCCGUGCGCCGCGCCAAGACGCAGCGCACCUGAGCGGCGGUCAGGCCGUUGCUUCGCCGCGGCCCAUGCUGUCAGAGGACGAGGGCGACGCAGCGGAGGCGCCGCCUCAGCCUGGCGUGCCUGACGCCGAGCAGCAGGCGCCUGCACCGGUACCGGCACCUCUGCCUCCGCUGGAGGCCGCGGGAGUUGCGCAGGAGCUGCUGCAGAAUCUCAACAGCCCGCCGCCCCUCCAGGUGGUUGGCCGGCUGCUCACUGGGGGCAGCACGCGCUCUUCCUUCGGCCUACCCGAGGUGCUGCUGGGAGCAAACGGCGUUGGGGGCGCCGCCGUGGCCGGCCACGCCGCCUCACCUGGCGACGACCUGCCCGCCGCUGACUGGAACGUGGUCGGCUCGCCGCCCACCAGCUCCCUGCUGGCUCUGCUGCAAGCAGGCCUGCUGCAGACGCCCACUGGCACACCCGGCGCAAGCCCCGGCCCCAGCAUCCUGCGCGCACCGGUGCAGCAAGACAUGCCGCAGGUCACGCCUGGUAUCAGCAACCAAUGGUCGGACGUGCAGGCCGUGUCCUGGUCUGAGUGGCGCAACAUCCACGCCGGCUUCGGCGUGCUGUCGCGCGUGCCUGGCCUCGCGUGCGGCAGCGCCGCCGGCACGCCCGACAACACGCGCACACUGGCGCGCACUGCCUCCGCUGCUGAGAGCGCGCGGGGUGUCGGCUUCACGCCGCGGCGGGACAUGUUUGUCCGGCCGCCAGGAUGCCAAGGCGCCGCAGCGGCGGGCUGCUCACCCCGGCCACCACCACUCCACAUAGGAGCUGCAGGCUCUGUCGAGUGUGACGCCGACAACGAGGGCCACGGCGGCACGCGCUCGCUGCUCACCUCGCCCAGCGGCUCCGUCAGCCGAGUGCGCCGCUCCGCGCACCGCCGCGCCUCCGCCGACGAGGCUAUCCUGCGCCUAGCAGCUGCAGGCCACGACCUGGGCGCCGCCGCAACCGCGGGAGCUGUCGCGGGGCCAAGUUCGCGCCCUGGCUCGGCGCGCGGGCAUCCUGGGAUGAGCCCCUCCGCCGGGCUGCGCAUGUCGCCGGCGGUUGCGCGCACGACGUGCGAGCUGGCGCAGGAGGCCGCACUGCCCGACUUCUGCAGCCCCAGCAAGCGGCAGCGCAUGGCUACGUCCGAGCCUGGGCAUGUCGCCGGCCCGCAGCUCGGGCAGCAACAGCGGCAGCAGCAGCAGCUUGGAGGGCUGGCGGGGCCCUCAAGCGGUGCUGCACUUGCGCUGGGUGGACUGUCCGCCGCAGGCGGCUUCGGCGCCCGGCUGCCACUGGCGCCAAGGUUCGGCACCAGCAUGCUCGGCAGCGUCUUCGGGGCGGCCGGCAAGCAGGCUGGCCUCCUUGACAACCUCACAAACGGCAACCGCUGCGGGCAGGACGGCGUCGCCGCACCCAUGUCGCUGCUGGCCCGGCUUCAAGCUGUGGAACAAGCCAUGAGCGGCGCUGCCACCGGCACUGCAGGCGCUGCCACCGCCUCAGCCAUACACGCCCCCGCCAGCAGCAACCUGCCGCCCGGGUUGCUCCGCGCGCUUGAAGGCACCUCUCCACAUCCCACAAUCGCCCCACCGCCGACCAUGCCGCUACCAGUGCUCCGGCCGCUGCCGCCGGUGCCGUUUGUUCCCAUCCCGCCCGGCCUUGCCCGCGCCCUUAUGCCGCCGCCGAGCUCGCGCGCACGACCAGCCAGCGGCGGACACGCUCCGGUGUGCACGCAUGCGCCGCUGUCCCAGCCGGGCGCCAGCGAGAACGCAUCAAUGCCCGCCACGUGUGCAGCCGGCGUCAGUCCAACAUACUCAACCCCGGUCAUGGCCACCGGUCACGAGGCGAGUGGGCUAACUGGUCCGCACGGCGGCAGCGCGGGUGUCAGCGGAGUUGGCCUGGGCGCCCUGCCCUCCUUUGCAGGCAGCCUGCCGAAGCCGCCAGUCGGCCUGCCGCCGCUGGUGCUGCCCAAGCUUCCUGGUGCUGACGGGGCGGGCGGGCGACAGCACGGCAUGGCCUCAUUCUUCCCUGUGCUCUCCAUGGCCAGCCAUCAACAACUCAACGCCGACAAGGAGAACGUCGCAGCACAUCAGCCGCAGCAUUGACACACACAAGGACAUCCGUGAACGGACACGGAUACACUGCAAGUGGUUGGACAUAGCCAACACGUAUGAACUGUGGACUGCAUUGUUAGGACAUGCUGUUUGCACCGAAGGCUAUGGACCGGCGACGGGGCGGCAACUUUUGCGAGUAGAGGGCUACGACGCGGUUGCUUUAUGACGGUUGGCCACGGUUGGUCACCCCUUAUAUGGUCGUGCUGCACAACUCGUAGCCUACUGUACAGGCAUUGCACAGACGGGACGGUAUGACGUUACGUUGGUGGGGAAGAGCGCGGCAGGGAGUCUCGUGGUGACAGUUGCUGCCUUACUGCAGCGGGGGGGGGGGGGUUACGGUGAGAGACGAGAUUACAUUACGAGUUCAUGCAGGGUUAGUGAUUGACUGACUCAUGACGUGAUUUUGCUAUGCUUUCCUAACCUGUCAGGGUUUUGCGUUGGACGACUGGCCCUUUCUAUUCAUGGAUGGCGGACUUCAUCAGCCGCGGAGAGGGUGCAUAAUGUGUGUUCAUUUUUCGCGCAGUCUGUGUGUUUCAGUGCCUAAGAAUUCCUUCUCUCUCUUUUUCGGUCACGAUCGCACCAUCUGCUGCCGGUGCUGUUCGACAAGUGCGCAUAAUACGCCAGGCGUUGCUGGACUCACUGUCUCCUUGUGCUGUGUGCGGGUCGUGUCACUGUAGGACUGCUUGAACGCCUCUCAUGCAUAGCUGACUUCCACCUAACGUCUUCCUUAGCACUCCUCUUCCACAACUCCGACACCAUCUACUUCAUAUUACCUACCUAGCAUUUACAAUGGCGCACUGCUUGAGAGCCAAAGCGUGUGUAUGGAGUGGGUACCCAGGGGGCUUGGGCACCGUGUGGCGGGCUACGGCGCGCUCGCCCCCCCUGUACCAAUGUAAUUUGUAACCGAUUGCUGAC